GUCCCUCCCAGUCCCCAUAACUCCAGUCCCAGUAUCCAUAACUCCCCUCCCAGUCCCUCCCAGUCCCUCCCAGUCCCCAUAACUCCCCUCCCAGUCCCUCCCAGUCCCUCCCAGUCCCCAUAACUCCCCUCCCAGUCCAUCCCAGUCCCUCCCAGUCCCCAUAACUCCCCUCCCAGUGCCCCCCAGCACCCACAUCCCCGUUCCCGCCAUGUCGUCGUGCGCGGAGCUGCUCCGUUUCCAGCUGCCGGGCCACGAGGCGGCGGCGCUGCGCUCGAUGACGCGGCUCCGCGCCGAGGAGCGUUUCUGCGACGUGACCAUCGUGGCGCGGAGCCUGCGCUUCCGCGGCCACCGCGUCAUCCUGGCGGCCUGCUCGCCCUUCCUGCGCGACCAGUUCCUGCUGAACCCCGCCGCCGAGCUGCGCGUGUCGCUGGCGCACAGCGCGCGCGUGCUGGCCGACCUGCUGCUCUCCUGCUACACCGGGGCGCUCGAGUUCGCCGGCAGGGACCUGGUGAAUUACCUGACGGCCGCCAGCUACCUGCAGAUGGAGCACGUGGUGGAGCGGUGCCGGGGGGCGCUGGCCCGGUUCAUCCAGCCCUCGCCCACCGCCCCGGUGCCGCCCCCCAAGAACGAGGAGGACGAGGAUGAGGAGGACGAGGAGGACACGACCGACGUUUGCAUCGUCAAGGUGGAGCCGGCCACGCGGCGCCGGGGCCGGAGGUGGCCGGCGGUGGCCGCCAGCGAGGUGGCGGCGAGCCAAGGUCCGGCCGGAGUGACCGCCGUGGUGGCCGCCACGCCGGACAACGCCACGGCACAGCAGCUCGGGGUGGUCAAGGCCUGCUACAGCCUGGCCGAGGACGCCGAGGGCGAGGGCUUGGUCAUCUUCCCCGGAGGUGGCAACACCACGGUGGCCACCAGCGAGGAACCGCCGGGCGGCCAAGGAGCCGUGGGCACCUCGAGCACCACCACACCCACCCCAUCAUCAUCAUCAUCCUCGUCAUCAUCAUCGUCCUCGUCGCGCUGUGGGAAGUGCGGGGAGAGCUUCCAGGGCGUGGAGAAGCUGGUGUUCCACAUGCGGGCGCAGCACUUCGUGUUCAUGUGCCCGCGCUGCGGCAAGCAGUUCAACCACAGCUCCAACCUGAACCGGCACAUGAACGUGCACCGCGGCGUGAAGUCGCACGGCUGCGGCGUCUGCGGCAAGAGCUUCACGCAGAAGUCGACGCUGCACGACCACCUGAACCUGCACAGCGGCGCGCGGCCCUACCGCUGCUCCUACUGCGACGUGCGCUUCGCCCACAAGCCGGCCAUCCGGCGGCACCUCAAGGAGCAGCACGGCAAGACCACGGCGCAGAACGUGCUGGAAGCGGGCGGGGCCGAGGGGGGCGUGGUCAUGCGUUGAUGUUGGGGAGGGGGGAGGGCCCAGU
This is a messenger RNA of Zonotrichia leucophrys gambelii, 1421 nucleotides long. RefSeq names its product zinc finger and BTB domain containing 12 (gene ZBTB12). The transcript has 3 exons. The record is from RefSeq and is a predicted model, not a curated record. Gene Ontology annotation, molecular function: protein binding; RNA polymerase II cis-regulatory region sequence-specific DNA binding; DNA-binding transcription factor activity, RNA polymerase II-specific. Gene Ontology annotation, biological process: regulation of transcription by RNA polymerase II. Lineage: Eukaryota; Metazoa; Chordata; Aves; Passeriformes; Passerellidae. The coding region runs from base 209 to 1396 and encodes 395 amino acids.